This is a messenger RNA of Symbiodinium sp. CCMP2592, 4338 nucleotides long. The record is from the annotation of a GenBank genome assembly. Lineage: Eukaryota; Dinophyceae; Suessiales; Symbiodiniaceae.
AUGUGGAGUUGCCAUGGGCUGCUGGUCUUGGCAGCUGCGAUACGUGGUGUUUAUGCAGAGAUCGCCUUAGGUGCGAUCGCAGGCUGGACAAUCGUGGACUCAGGGGAGCUCAUAGCCACCAUCGCAGCAAUCAUCGAUUACCGGAAGCACUGGGAUGCGUCUUUGGCUGCGCGGUUUGGCCCGCCUGUUGUGGACAUCCCGGGUGGCGUACAUGCGGACGGGCGGAAUGUGUCGCUGCGCAUCGGGACCUCGCACCUGCAGCCUGACGUGGGCUUGGCAACGGCUUUGGACAUGAUGCUGGGCCUUGAUGGAGCGCCGCCAGCCGUGGGCCUGGUAGGAGCCCGUGCCUCGUCGGUUAGCGGCCCCGUCGCUACGCUGGCGGCCGUGCGGCAUGUGCCACAGAUAUCUUUCGGCUCUACCAACCCGGCUUUGUCCAACAAGGCCGUUUAUCCAUACUUCCUCCGCGUGGUACCGCCGGACACGGUGCAGGGCUUGGCGUUGUGGAGCUGGAUCCUGCAUUUCGAUGCGCCCUUGGCAAUUUGCUUGUAUUCCACGGAGCCUUUUGGUCAGGGGCUCUUGGGUGUCAUCGAGGACUUGGCACGUGAAGAGCAGCAGCCAGACCGCGUGAAGGGCCACGCGCUGCAGUACACCCCCCAGGGCAUCUCGAGGGAGGAUGGGGCCAAGGCAAUCCAAGAGUUGAAACUCCUGGGCUCUCGCUUCGUCAUCCUCGCCCUCGAGCCUAGCAUGGCUUCGCAGAUCAUGCCGGUCUUGAAAGAUCAGGGUUUGCUCGGCCCUGGCUGGCAGCUGGUGGGUACCGACACAAUUUCUGCGACAGACCCCCUACUGCCGGUCGGGUUCCAGACGUUUCUUCCCUACGGAAAAGGCUCGCGGUUUCCCGAUUUCCAGAGUUUCUGGUCCCGGCUGGUGCCCGAAGACAUCAUCGGCCCAGAGGCAAGGCAAGAGUAUCGGCUGGAUAUGAUGCAGAGGCCUUUGUCAGACGAUUUCGUCAUUGACGUCAUGGCCGAGAACGCCGAUGGCAACUCUUGGCAAGCUCUCGCCUUUGAUUGUGUCUACUCCUUCCUAGUAGCGAUCAACCAGCUCCUGCAUAAAGGCCACAAGGAGAACGAAAUUAAGGGGGAGUUGCUUCUCGAGGAGCUGCGAAAUGCGAGAUUCACCGGAGUUUCCGGCCACAUCACCUUCAACGAGGAUGGCGAUCGAAUGGGCGAGUACGAGCUCUUGAACGUGCAACUGGGCAACUCCGGGUCUUUGGAAGCCUUGGGCGCCGCCAUCUUCAGCGCGCAGACGCGGAAGUUCACCUUCCGGACUGCCCUGGUUUGGAUGGACGGAUCCACGGGUGAGCUGCCACCAGAGAGCCUCUCGGCGUGCGAUCCCGGCUUCUACAAGGACGAGACCCAGCAGUGCAAGAUCUGCCCGCGAGGAACCCAGUGCCCUGGCGGCUCCAGUGGUCUGGCCACGUGCCCCAGAGGGGCCUUCGCCAACAGCACUGGGAUGUCGAAUUGCACGCUCUGUCCCAGAGGCACCUUCGCCAGAGAUGUGGGCUCCUUCGAGUGCAGUCCUUGCCAAGAGGGUUACGAAGCCCCUGGCAUGGGCUCAGAGACCUGCACCAGGUGCGAGUCUGGCAGUUACAUGCCGAACACCCGGGGCAUCCAAUGCCUGGCUUGUGGCAAGCAGCAGAUCACCCGGGAGAGCGGCGCGGAGUCGAGGGACGACUGCCUCUGUGCAGAGGACACCUUCAUGUGCGACAAGGGCUUCGACGCCGGGUGCAAGGGCUGUCCGGACGGCCUGGACUGCCCGGCGGGCCUCGAGCCACCCCUGCAGCAAGCGGGAUACUGGGCGGACCCCGUGGCCUUCAUGGAUUCCAGCACCUGUCAUGCAUCAGUCUUGCGCUGCCGGAACAGGAACGAGUGUCCUGCAGGCGCGCUGGGCUUGUGUGCCAGCGGCAGGGAGGGUUUGGCCUGCAACAACUGCCAGAGGAGCCAUUACCCGGUGGAGGAUGGGCCGGACACGGGGACCUGCCAGCCCUGUGGGGACGGUGAUGUCCUCCCGGGCAUCUUGCUGAUCGUCUUGGUGCCUCUCUGCCUCGUGGCCGUCAGCACGAUGAAGAUGGAGCCGAGCCAGCUGAGUUUCAACAUGCUUACUGCGGCGGCAGUGGCGAGCCAGUUGAUUGUGGCUAUCCAGGCUCUUGGCUCCAUGCAGCAACUCUCCAUCGAGUGGCAGCAUCCGGUGAAAGCCCUCUUGGAAUUCACGGACAUUCUGACCCUCGAUUUCGACUUCGUCCGCAUUACUUGUCUUUCUGGGACAGACAGCCCGGUUCUCAAGUUCAUCAUGCGGCUCCUCGCUUGUCCGGCUCUUUGCCUGAUCCUCUUCAUGUCGUGGUUUCUGGCCAAGCUCGUAGGGCGGCCGAAGCCCUUGGACUCUCUCCUCAAUCUCUGCGGCAUUUGCCUCUUUGCCUUCUUCCUGUCGAUCACCCUGGCAACGUUGAGCCCUCUGCGUUGCGUGCCAAAUCCCAACGGCACCAGCUCCCUGAUCACUGAUCCAGGCAUCAUCUGCUAUGUGUCGGAUGAGCAUCUUUGGCUAGUAGGGUUGGCAGCUGCAGGCGUUCUGAGCCAACCAGUGCCGAUACUCGCAUGGGCGACUUAUGCCACCGUCAUGUAUCCAUCACGGGUUGCCAGUGGCCGAGCUCUUCGUCGCGUCAACCGCUAUCGCUUCCUUUUCCACCGGUUCAAGCCAGAGAAGUACUACUAUGGCCUGGUGUUGCUGCUUCGCAAUGGCCUCGUGGCUACUCUGCCCAUCGUGACGGUGGAGUUGCCGGAGCUCCAGGUGCCUUCCAUGGGCUUGAUCCUCCUGGUUUCCGGGGCGCUUCAGGCGAGGACGUAUCCUUGGCGCACGGAAACCGCGAACCACGUGGAGCUGAUAUUGAUUGGCCUCCUGCUCCUUAUGCUGCUGGCCGCUGCGCCGUUGCUCAGCCACGAUCGCGAUCGGUCCUCCACCCUCUUGGGCUGGAUCCUUUGCCUGCCGGUGAUCGGAGUUCUCCUGGUCGGGUCUCUGGCGCUCUUCCGAGCACUGGCACGGCAUUUGUAUCGCCGACGGCUGUACGGCAUCUUCCUCUGCCAUCACAAGGGUGGCGCCGGCAGUCUCUGUCGUCUGUUGAAGAUCUUGAUCGCUAGAAAAACGGAGACGCGAGUGUUCUUGGAUUGCGACCAACUCGAGAACUUGGACUUCCUCUUCGACAUCGUUCGCACGGCUACAAGGAGUAUCGUCGUGGUGCUGACAUCAGAGGUGCUCAAACGAGUUUGGUGUGCGGGCGAGAUUGCGACGGCGUUCAAGAACGGGGUCACCACGGUCCCGCUGCAGUGCGACGGCUACAUCCCGCCAACAGAGGAGGGACGGGAGCUGAUCCUGUCUCUCUGGACCAAGCAGCAGAAGCAAAUGCUCGCUAGCUACGGCAUCACCGACGAAGCGAUUUUGGCUGCGUACCACUGGUUGCAGGAAGAGUUGGAACCCAUCAAAAUGCCUCGGUUCGGGCCGGUCGCGGACAGGGAAGAAGCAGUUUGGGAGCUUUUGGGGCGUGGUGGCAUCCUCACAGGGGGGAAGCUGCUGCGUUCGCUGAGUCUAAAGCCGAGUAGCUCGAGGAGUAGCUUGUCGACCGCGAGAGCUCGAAUUCUGAUCAUGAGCUCUGUCUCGGAUGCCGAGUGCCUUUCCUCCUGCGAAGUCUUCCAGCUAAUGUUGCAGGCGCAGCUCCGUGUCGAGUGCACCGUGGUGCAAAAUCGACGUCAGAUGUUGAAGUGGAAACCCUUUGCGUACUACCUGGUGGUGCUGCUUUUCCGCGGCAUCUUCUCGGAUUCGGGAUUCGCGCGACUUCUCUUGGCGGCUUUUUCACCACCGGGACGGUCUUUGGAGGUUUUGACGCUCAUCGCUGAUGUGCAGUUCGAGUUUCCAAGUUUUGACCUUGACCACAAUCCGACGAUCGAUCCGGACAUGGAUGCCGACGACGUGGCCGAUCAGAGGCAGCUACUCCAGGCUUAUAAGAGCCUCGUCACAGUCCUCGCACUUCCCUUCUCACCACUUGCCUCAGAAGGUCUGCAAACGAGGCAGGUGGCCGAGAUAGCCGGCAGGAUGCACCGAUACAAGGAUCCAGCAUCGGCAGCUUCGCGUGACGAGGCAGAUGACAACUUCACGAUGAAACAGAUCGAGGAACAAAACUGGUACCACGGUGCGUCACAGGUGACGAAUCCUGAGGAUGACGUUCCGACGAGGAUUAGUUUCUCCUCAGGGAGCCUUGCUUUGACCGACGGAUCAACCAAGCUGUCUUUGUGA